AUGGCACCACUUUCUGGUAAUCUGUUCUCCCAGGUCAGUUCUCCUGGGAAGGUGUUGAGCUUGUAUCCAUCUAACGAAUAUGAGGUGCUCCCCAAUGGGAGUGAAGCGCACUGGGAAGUGGUGGAGCGGAUCCUCUUCAUCUAUGCCAAACUCAACCCUGGGAUUGCAUAUGUUCAGGGCAUGAAUGAGAUUGUUGGGCCAAUUUACUACACCUUUGCCACAGACCCCAAUAGUCAGUGGAAAGAGCACGCUGAAGCAGAUACAUUCUUCUGUUUCACCAACCUGAUGUCGGAGAACAGAGACAACUUCAUCAAGAGCCUGGAUGACUCUCAGUGUGGCAUUACUUGCAAAAUGGAAAGUGUGUACUCCAUGCUCAAAGACAAAGACCUGGAGCUCUAUCUCAGAAUGGAAGAGCAGAACAUCAAACCCCAGUAUUUCACAUUCCGGUGGCUGACCUUAUUGUUAUCUCAGGAAUUCCUUCUGCCAGAUGUCAUCCGCAUCUGGGACACCUUGUUUUCUGACGAGGACCAAUUUCACUUCCUCAUCCUGGUCUGCUGCGCCAUGCUCAUACUCAUCAGAGAUAACUUACUGGUAGGAGACUUCAUAGUGAAUAUGAGAUUACUGCAGGAUUACCCCAUCUCAGAUGUCCACACCAUCUUGACCAAGGCCAAAGAGCUGCAGGGUAACUCCUAACCUGUUCACUCAAGUCCCCCUGCCAUCUCUGCUCAGAUGUGAUAGGUGGGAGCUCAGACAUUAGAAACAUUGUCAUGUCAAACAUGUUGUGUGAGAGGACCUGAUCACUGAAGAGCCUGGAUAGGUGUGUUGGGAAACUAGCAUACUGCUUUUUAACUCGGUGUCUGAGGUUUAGUCAGUGGAGACUGUGUGAAAACCCGGAGGACAUGUUGAAACUGUUCCUUCCUCAGAGUGAGGAGGAGGUGCCACCUGUGUCUUGAUGCAUUAUAGGAAAAGGCAACCUCGGUUAUGUGGUCCUUCUCUUCCUCUCACAGCAAUCUCGCCAAUGGAAAUUUGCUGUGAACAGAUGAUGAUAUUUGCACUGACCACGUGAGGGAGAGGCAGCCGCAUUAAACCUACACUACCAAUGUUAGUCAUGCAAACAUUCUAGAAAUAUUGGAAAUUGAAGCCAAGAAUUAUAACAAAAAUGGAUUGAGCAGAUGUUUAAUUGGGUUGAGUAGUAGUGCAGGUUUGUUCUUUAAGGGAUUUUUUUUCAAGUUGAGUGCUUUUAAUUCUGAAUUGUGUAUGCCUUAUUUGUUUAAUGAUGUGAAACCAGAAUCAGUAUUUCUGGUUAUAUUUUCUGUCUGAUAACAUUUUUGAAGUGAUGGGAUGGGACGGGCCUAUUGAAUAUUGUAUUAACAACCUCCUGAAAAUAAUUUCCUGAGCAUUAUGUGUCCACAACACCUUUUGUCCCAUUGGAAAUAUAGGUUUCCUGAUAAAGUCAU
This is a messenger RNA of Monopterus albus (swamp eel), 1457 nucleotides long. RefSeq names its product TBC1 domain family member 13-like. NCBI's taxonomy places the organism in Eukaryota, Metazoa, Chordata, Actinopteri, Synbranchiformes, Synbranchidae. The transcript is spliced from 5 exons. Gene Ontology annotation, biological process: intracellular protein transport; activation of GTPase activity. Gene Ontology annotation, molecular function: GTPase activator activity. Bases 1 to 693 code for a protein of 230 amino acids. The record is from RefSeq and is a predicted model, not a curated record.